AUGGAUCGGCUCAUUCAAGGUGUGGUUGAAGACGGCGACUGGGUCGCUCCCUUUGCUGUCGCUUUUUCCGUCGGUUACUUUGUCUCGGACAUGGUGGUCAUGAUGACCAACUCGGACGUCUGGGCUCUCGAGUCGGUCAUUCACCAUCUGGUCAUCGGUGGCGGCUUUGCCAUCGGUCUCAUCGCCGGCGUCACCACUCCAUAUCACUUUCUCUUCCUCAUCGAAGAGCUCUCCACCGUCUUUCUCAACGCCCGCUACUUUUGGCGCGCAUCGCCGGCUCUUCACACUGUCUUCUCCAACCUCUUUGCCCUCACCUUUUUCCUCUCGCGCAUCAUCGGCGGAACGUGCAUCACCUCUACUGUUAUUCCCUUCCUCCUUGAUCCCGCCACGGAGCGCGCCCUCCAGCCGCCGUACCGCUACUACGCCCUCUGGACAGAGAUCGUGCUUCUUGUCCUCUCCCGCGCUCUCAACCUCUACUGGGGCUAUCUCAUCCUUUCCAAGCUCCUCUGCCCGCGCCCUCCGCGCAAGCCGGCAUCCAAGACCAACUAA
Messenger RNA from Thecamonas trahens ATCC 50062, 549 nucleotides. RefSeq lists its product as uncharacterized. The record is from RefSeq and is a predicted model, not a curated record. Gene Ontology annotation, cellular component: endoplasmic reticulum; membrane. Lineage: Eukaryota; Apusomonadida; Apusomonadidae. Gene Ontology annotation, biological process: lipid homeostasis. The transcript has a single exon. The coding region runs from base 1 to 549 and encodes 182 amino acids.